AUAUAUGUCUUUUCCAAACAGCAUCAAGCCUUUUUCUCAGCAAAACUUCAUCAUGCAGGCCACCGGUCCUCCUCCUAUAGCAGGUUAUGAAAGCGCUUCAGGUCUGUCGGUGUCCUGGCAGGGCCGCAGCAUCGCCAGCUCCAACCUGCGCAUGCUGGAGUUCUCCGCUUUCCUGGAGCAACCUCAGGAUCCAGAGACUGUCAACAAGCACCUGUUUGUUCACAUCGGUCAGUCCAACCCCACGUUUAGCGAUCCGUACCUCGAGGCCGUGGAUGUACGGCAAAUUUACGACAAAUUCCCAGAGAAGAAAGAAGGGCUGAAGGAGCUGUUUGAGAAAGGACCGGCUAACGCUUUCUUCCUCGUAAAGUUCUGG
This is a messenger RNA of Sinocyclocheilus grahami, 373 nucleotides long. Its product is annotated as transcriptional enhancer factor TEF-3. The annotation marks the transcript as partial. Lineage: Eukaryota; Metazoa; Chordata; Actinopteri; Cypriniformes; Cyprinidae. Gene Ontology annotation, cellular component: transcription regulator complex. The transcript has 3 exons. Gene Ontology annotation, biological process: hippo signaling; embryonic organ development; regulation of transcription by RNA polymerase II. The record is from RefSeq and is a predicted model, not a curated record. Gene Ontology annotation, molecular function: DNA-binding transcription factor activity, RNA polymerase II-specific; RNA polymerase II cis-regulatory region sequence-specific DNA binding.